Eruca vesicaria subsp. sativa (arugula) is the source of this 5982-nucleotide messenger RNA. The record is from the annotation of a GenBank genome assembly. Lineage: Eukaryota; Viridiplantae; Streptophyta; Magnoliopsida; Brassicales; Brassicaceae.
AUGUCAGAGGAAGAUAUAUUAAGGGAUGCGAAGAAACUUCCAUGGGAGGAUCGGCUCUCGCACAAGAACUGGAAAGUUAGGAAUGAGGCUAAUGUCGACUUAGCUUCCGUCUGCGACUCUAUCUCCGAUCCUAAGGACCCUCGCCUCCGCGAUUUCGGUCAUUUGUUUAGGAAAACGGUGGCGGAUUCCAAUGCGCCGGUGCAAGAGAAGGCGCUUGAUGCAUUGGUUGCGUUUUUGAAGGCAGCUGACGCAGACGCUGGCAGGUAUGCUAAGGAAGUUUGUGAUGCUAUUGCGGCUAAAUGUCUCACUGGUCGGCCUAAGACUGUGCAGAGGGCGCAGGAUGCUUUAUUGCUUUGGGUGGAGUUAGAAGCUGUUGAUGUUUUUUUGGAUACAUUGGAGAAAGCUAUAAAGAAUAAAGUUGCAAAGGCUGUGGUACCUGCAGUAGACGUUAUGUUUCUAGCACUCAGUGAGUUUGGAUCGAAGGUUAUUCCACCCAAAAGGAUUUUAAAGAUGCUUCCUGAACUUUUUGAUCAUCAAGAUCAGAAUGUCCGUGCAUCUGCCAAAGGGGUGACCAUUGAGCUAUGCCGCUGGAUUGGGAAAGACCCUGUAAAAUCUAUUUUGUUUGAGAAAAUGAGGGACACAAUGAAAAAAGAGCUGGAGGCUGAGCUUGCUAAUGUUUCAGGGGGUGCUAAGCCUUCUCGAAAAAUAAGAUCUGAGCAAGACAAAGAGCCAGAGCCAGAAGCUAGUUCUGAUGUGGUGGGUAAUGGAACCACUGAAGAACCUGUUGCUGAUGCGCCUCAGGAAAUAGAUGAGUAUGAUCUCAUGGAUCCUGUGGAUAUUUUGACUCCUUUGGAAAAGUCUGGGUUCUGGGAGGGAGUGAAAGCUACAAAGUGGUUAGAACGCAAGGAGGCUGUUGCAGAGCUAACAAAGCUUGCUUCGACGAAAAAGAUAGCUCCUGGUGAUUUUUCAGAAAUUUGUCGGACCUUAAAGAAGCUUAUCACCGAUGUGAACUUAGCCGUUGCAGUGGAAGCUAUUCAGGCCAUUGGAAAUCUUGCACGUGGAUUAAGAACACAUUUCUCCGCUAGUUCACGGUUCAUGCUACCUGUUUUACUUGAAAAAUUGAAAGAGAAAAAGCCAACAGUCGCAGAGGCACUUACACAAACGUUACAAGCAAUGUACAAAGCUGGGUGUUUAAAUCUUGUUGACAUUAUAGAAGGCAAGGAUCAUUUACUUUCUAUUGCCUUGCUUAUAAUGAUCUUGUAUGUUAAGACGGCAGUGAAAAAUAAAGUACCACUUGUGCGUUCUUUAACUUUAAACUGGUUGACAUUCUGCCUUGAAACAAGUAACAAGGCUCUUAUUCUAAAGGCGCACAAAGAAUAUGUCCCAUUAUGUAUGGAGUGUCUCAAUGAUGGAACUCCUGAUGUGAGGGAUGCAGCAUUUUCGGCUUUGGCUGCAAUAGCGAAGUCUGUAGGUAUGAGACCUUUGGAAAGGUCGUUGGAAAAACUUGAUGAUGUUAGAAGAAAGAAACUUUCAGAAAUGAUUGCAAGCUCUGGUGGUGAAUCAGCUGGUACAAGCUCAGUGACAGUUCAGUCAUCAGUUGGGUGCACGGCCACAAUGAAUUCAGAAGCACCCGUUGUACGGAAAUCAGCAGCAAGCAUGUUGAGCGGGAAAAGACCUGCACUUUCUGCUCCUGCAAGCAAGAAGGUUGUGACUGCCAAAACAGCUGGAAGCAAAAAAGAUGCUGCUGUACGGAAUGAAAGUUCAAAAUCUGCUGAACCACCUGAAGAUGUUGAGCCUGCUGAGAUGGGUCUUGAUGAAAUUGAAAACAGAUUAGGUUCUCUUGUAAAAACAGAAACUAUUUCUCAGUUAAAGAGCUCUGUAUGGAAAGAAAGACUUGAAGCAACUUUGUCUUUGAAAGAAGAGAUCGAAGGACUUCAAGAACUAGACAAGUCGGUGGAAAUCUUGGUUCGGUUGUUAUGUGCAGUUCCUGGUUGGAAUGAUAAAAAUGUGCAGGUUCAACAACAGGUCAUUGAAAUUAUUACUUACAUAUCUUCGACUGCGGCAAAGUUUCCCAAGAAAUGUGUCGUACUUUGCAUUACGGGCGCUAGUGAACGAGUUGCAGAUAUAAAGACACGAGCUUCUGCUAUGAAGUGUCUUACUGCUUUCUGCGAAGCAGUUGGUCCUGGAUUUGUUUUUGAGAGGCUUUACAAAAUCAUGAACGGGCACAAGAACCCCAAGGUUCUUAGUGAAGGCUUGUUAUGGAUGGUUUCGGCAGUUGAUGACUUUGGCGUCUCACUAUUGAAACUUAAGGACUUGAUAGAUUUUUGUAAGGAUGUUGGGUUGCAAUCUAGUGCAGCUGCCACCAGAAAUGCUACAAUCAAACUUUUGGGUGCUUUACACAAGUUUGUUGGUCCAGACAUUAAAGGGUUUCUUAAUGAUGUCAAACCUGCAUUAAUCAGUGCACUUGACACUGAGUAUGAGAAAAACCCUUUUGAGGGAACUGUGGCUCCAAAAAGAGUUGUUAAGACGUCAGUUUCAACAUCAACCUCUGGGGGAGGGCUAGAUAGUUUACCUAGAGAAGAUAUCAGUAGCAAGAUUACCCCUGAACUUCUUAAGGGCUUUGAGAGUCCUGAUUGGAAGAUGCGUUUGGAGUCAAUCGAAGCUGUUAAUAAAAUUCUGGAAGAGGCUAAUAAACGGAUCCAGCCAACUGGAACUGGAGAAUUAUUUGGUGGUCUACGAGGACGAUUGUUGGACAGUAACAAAAAUCUUGUUAUGCAAACAUUGGCUACCAUUGGAGGUGUUGCAUCAGCUAUGGGACCAACUGUCGAGAAGGCGAGCAAGGGAAUUCUAUCAGAUGUCUUGAAAUGUCUCGGUGACAACAAGAAGCACAUGAGGGAAUGCACCUUGGCUGCUCUUGAUUUGUGGCUUGGUGCUGUACAUCUCGAUAAAAUGAUUCCUUACAUUAUAAUAGCAUUAACAGAUGGGAAAAUGGGAGCAGAAGGACGUAAAGAUCUUUUUGAUUGGUUGGCAAAACAACUUACUGGACUAAGUGACUUUGUGGAUGCUAUACAUUUACUGAAACCUGCAAGCACCGCAAUGACGGACAAAUCGGCAGAUGUGCGAAAAGCUGCAGAAGGAUGCAUUUCUGAGAUCUUAAGAGUCUGUGGACAAGAAACGAUUGAAAAGAAUAUCAAAAAUAUCCAAGGCCCAGCAUUAGCGCUUGUGCUUGAAAAAGUACGACCAGGAUCUGUUCAAGAACCAUUCGAAUCAUCAAAAGCAAUGGCGGGGCCAGUGUCGAAAGGUGUUUCCAAGGUUACAAAAUCGACUUCUAAUGGUACCUUGAAGCAACCAAGCAGAUCUAGAGCCUUACCAGGAAAAGGCUCAAGGCCAGAUCAAAUUACGUCUGUCCACGAUAUAGCUAUCCAGUCACAGUCGUUGCUAAAUACUAAGGAUUCUAAUAAGGAGGACAGGGAGAGGGUGGUGGUCCGUAGAAUUAAAUUUGAGGAGCUGCGGCCGGAACAGAUUCAGGAUCUUGAGAAUGAUAUGAUGAAAUAUUUUAGGGAAGACUUGCAAAAACGAUUGAUGAGUCCAGAUUUUAAGAAACAAGUAGAUGGGCUGGAAAUUCUACAGAAGGCGCUUCCAUCUCUUUCGAAGGAUAUUAUAGAAGUACUAGAUAUACUUCUUCGGUGGUUUGUGUUGCAAUUAUGUAAAUCAAACACAACUUGUCUGCUAAAGGUUCUUGAUUUUCUUCCAGAACUUUUCAACACAUUGAAGGAUGAGGAAUACUGUUUGACAGAAGCAGAAGCUGCUAUAUUUCUGCCUUGUUUGGCGGAGAAGUUGGGGCAUAACAUUGAAAAAGUAAGAGAAAAAAUGCGUGAGCUGAUGAAGCAGAUUAUCCAGGCAUAUUCUGUAGCAAAGACAUAUCCCUAUAUUUUGGAAGGUUUACGUUCCAAAAACAACCGUACAAGGAUAGAGUGUACUGAUCUCAUCGGAUAUCUACUCGAGACUUGCGGAACUGAGUUAAGUGGACUACUGAAGCACUUGAAUAUGGUUGCAAGCUUAACAGCAGAAAGAGAUGGUGAACUCAGAAAAGCUGCUUUGAACACCAUGGCUACGGGUUAUAAGAUUCUCGGUGAUGAUAUCUGGAGAUAUGUUGGAAAGCUUACAGAUGCUCAAAAGAGUAUGCUUGAUGAUAGAUUUAAGUGGAAAGUAAAAGAAAUGGAGAAAAGAAGAGAAGGGAGACCUGGGGAUGCACGAGCAGCAUUAAGGCGUUCUGUUAGAGAUAAUGGACCUGAAGUGGCAGAACAAAGUGGUGACAUUUCUCAAGUCCCUGGUCCUUUAUUUCCAAGGCAAAACUAUGGUAUAACUGAACAAAUUCCGGAGAGCAACCCAGUACCUCGGACAAUCGCUGGAGUUAAUGGACCGGCAGACUGGAAUGAGGCUUUGGACAUCAUUAUGUUUGGCUCUCCGGAGCAGUCGGUUGAAGGGAUGAAAGUUGUGUGUCAUGAGUUGGCACAGGCUUCUAAUGAUCCAGAAGAGAGUGCAGUUGAUGAACUUGUGAAGGAUGCAGAUGGGCUUGUUUCAUGCUUAGCAAAUAAGGUUGCCAAGACAUUUGAUGUCAGCUUAAUGGGAGCUUCAUCGAGGUCCUGCAAAUAUGUUUUGAACACACUUAUGCAGACAUUCCAAAAUAAAAAACUUGCGCAUGCAGUCAAAGAAGGGACUCUAGAAAGCCUCAUAACAGAGCUCUUGCUUUGGCUUCUGGAUGAAAGAGUUCCACGCAUGGAAGAUGGCAGCCAACUUUUGAAAGCCCUGAAUGUUUUGAUGCUUAAGAUCCUGGAUAAUGCAGAAAGGACAUCAUCGUUUGUGGUCCUUAUUAGCUUGCUACGUCCUCUAGAUCCAUCUAGAUGGCCUUCACCUGCUACGGCUGAAGUUUAUGCUGUCCGGAAUCAGAAAUUCUCUGAUUUGGUAGUUAAAUGCCUAAUUAAACUUACAAAGCUUCUCCAAAGCACCAUAUAUGAAGUUGAUCUUGAUCGACUUCUUCAGAGCAUCCAUGUAUAUCUGCAAGAGCUGGGAAUGGAAGAGAUACGUAGGAGAGCUGGAGCAGAUGAUAAACCUCUGAGGAUGGUGAAAACUGUUUUACAUGAACUUGUCAAGCUCCGGGGUGGGGCAAUAAAGGGUCACUUGUCUCUUGUCCCUAUUGACAUGAGGCCACAACCCAUCAUCCUCGCUUAUAUCGAUCUGAACCUUGAGACUUUAGCUGCAGCAAGAAUGUUAACUUCAACAGGACCUGCGGGCCAAACCCAUUGGACAGAUUCAACAGCUAACAAUCCCUCACCUCCCGCUAACUCUGCUGAUGUUCAGUUGAAGCAGGAACUUGGGGCGAUUUUCAAAAAAAUCGGUGAUAAACAAACUUCCACCAUUGGUCUUUACGAUCUCUACCACAUCACUAAGUCAUAUCCAAAGGUUGAUAUCUUUUCCCAACUUCAAAAUGCUAGCGAAGCAUUUCGUACUUACAUCAGAGAAGGUUUAGCUCAGGUGGAGAAGAAUGCGGCUGCGGGAAGAACACCUUCAAGCCUACCGUUGUCGACUCCUCCCCCUUCUUCCUUAGCCCUUCCAUCUUCGGACAUCCCUUCCUUAGACGUGAAGCCUCUGAUGAACCCUAAAUCUGAGUCAUACACUGACGACAUGCGAGGCAGUAAUAUCAAUCCUGGGACGCUAGAUGCAAUCAGAGAAAGGAUGAGGACCAUGCAACUGGCUACAUCAGGAACCGUGGAGUCAACAGUAAGCAGACCAAUGAUGCCAACAAACGAAAACAUAUCAACCGAGAACAUACCAAUGAACGAACAGAACAUCCUACCGAGCCAAAUGGAAGCAGAGACUCCACACCCACAGCAAGUGGUUCUCCCAAUGGAUGAGAAAGCAUUGUCGGGUCUCCAGGCACGAAUGGAGAGACUCAAAGGUGUCUCACUCGAACAUAUGUAG